Molecule: messenger RNA, 4077 nt
Organism: Merops nubicus (carmine bee-eater)
Lineage: Eukaryota; Metazoa; Chordata; Aves; Coraciiformes; Meropidae
Gene: RALGAPA1
Product: Ral GTPase activating protein, alpha subunit 1 (catalytic)
Exons: 29
Biological process (GO): positive regulation of GTPase activity
Cellular component (GO): nucleus; cytoplasm
Molecular function (GO): GTPase activator activity
Source: RefSeq, a predicted model, not a curated record
AUGGUAUUUCUACCUCGGGGCGUCCCUGAGGUCCCAGCGUCUGAUCUCCUGAGACCACACAGUCGAAGGGAGAAUGCAGAAUCAAUUGAUCUCAAACAGUUUUUUGACCUACAUUUCUCAAAUAUAUAUUAUGUGUUCUUUGAAAACUUUGUGACUAUUGAAGUAGGCCUUAAACAAAAAGGUCAUAAGUCUCAGAGAGAAGAAUUAGAUUCUAUUCUUUUUAUUUUUGAGAAAAUUUUGCAACUCCUUCCAGAAAGGAUUCAUCAGAGAUGGCAAUUUCAUAGUAUUGGGUUGAUAUUGAAGAAACUUCUUCAUACUGGAAAUUCAUUAAAGAUACGACGAGAGGGUGUGCGUCUCUUUCUUUUGUGGCUGCAAGCACUUCAGAAUAACUGUAGUAAAGAACAGCUAUGGAUGUUUUCUUGCUUGAUUCCUGGAUUUUCAUCACCACAGUCUGAAUAUGGCCCCCGAACACUAGAUAAUCUCAUUAACCCUCCACUUAAUGUUCAAGACACUCAAGUGACUGUAGAGGAAAUCACUCCACUUGUUCCUCCACAAUCAGGAGAUAAAGGACAAGAAGAUUUAACAAGCUAUUUCUUAGAAGCACUUUUGAAAUACAUAGUAAUUCAGGUUAAGAGUUUAGAAUGGAAGAACAAGGAAAACCAGGAAAAGGGAUUUUCAUUUUUAUUCUCAAAUUUUAAGAAAUACUACUUACCUUCUAUUUUCCCAAACAUCUGUAAGGAGACCAGCUUGUAUAACCCUAUACUUGAUAUACCACAAAUGAGACCAAAGCCACACUAUGUAAUGGUUAAGAAGGAUGCUGAAACCAAUGAGGCAAUAUAUUGCAUAAAGGAACCUUUUACUAAGGCUCGUGUUAUUGUCAUUCGAUGGUUAGUGUCCUUCUGGCUUGAACCAAAACCUCAUACAGGAUCUCAUAUUCCUGGGAUAGAAGGUGAAAAUGUGCCAAAGAAUAUUCAGAGAGCAGCUGCCAGCAUGGCUUCAAGAGAGGACAGCAAAAAUGACAGUACUGAUAAGCAGGAAAGAAAUGCAGAGACAGAACAAUCUCAUUCUAAUACAAGUACUCUGACAGAGAGAGAACCAAGUUCUUCCAGCCUCUGCAGUAUUGAUGAAGAGCAUUUAACGGAUAUAGAAAUUGUCCGGAAAGUCUUUUCUUCUAAAAGAAGCAAUGUUAAUUUUCUAACUGAGAUUUUUCGACAGGCAUUUCUGUUGCCAAUAUGUGAAGCAGCUGCCAUGAGGAAGGUGGUAAAGGUCUAUCAGGAAUGGAUUCAGCAAGAAGACAAGCCUUUAUUUAUGAAAGAACCUGAAGAAGUAAUGCAGUGCACAACUGCAGAUUGUGAUGAAAAUGUUGUUGACCACAAUUCAUCAGAGAAAGCAAAAGAAAGAGAAGAGGAAAAAGGGGUACACUCCAGUCAUGUUAGAAACUCAAACUGGGCAAGAAAUGGCUGUUAUGAAGACACUUUGCAUAAAAUGUCCGAAAUUGAUACUGAGGAGCAAAAUGUACGAGCUGGAGUGCAGUCUGUAUUGCAGGUUUUUAUAAUAAAUUCUUCAAAUAUAUUCUUUCUUGAACCUGCAAAUGAAAUUAAAGCUCUGCUGGAUGAACACACUGAUAUGUGUAAACGCAUUCUUAACAUCUACCGUCACAUGGUAGUCCAAGUGACUAUGGACAAGAAGACAUGGGAACAGAUGCUACUUGUGCUGCUCAGGGUUACCGAAUCUGUGCUGAAAAUACCACCCCAAACUUUCUUGCAGUAUCAAGGAAGAAAAAACUCCACAUUAGCUGGAAGACUUGCAGGACCUCUUUUCCAGACUCUUAUAGUAGCUUGGAUCAAAGCAAAUCUAAAUGUGUACAUCUCUCGAGAACUUUGGGAUGACUUGCUGUCUGUAAUGUCAUCACUGACAUAUUGGGAAGAGCUGGCCACUGAGUGGUCACUGACAAUGGAGACACUAACUAAAGUAUUAGCUAGAAACCUGUAUAGCCUGGACCUCAGUGACCUGCCAUUGGAUAAAUUGAGUGAGCAGAAGCAGAAAAAACACAAAGGCAAAGGAGUUGGGCAUGAAUUCCCAAAAUCUUCCGUCGAUAAGUCCUUUUCUAGAGGCUGGAGUCGUGAUCAGCCUGGACAAGCACCAAUGAGGCAACGCAGUGCUACCACCACUGGCUCUCCAGGAACAGAAAAAGCAAGAAGCAUAGUACGGCAGAAAACAGUUGCCAUGAGAAGCCGAUCCAUUGGUGAAUGUGCUCUGCCAUCGGCCUAUAUACGCAGUGCUAAAAGUGCUCCUGUUCUGAUCCAUACUUCCAAACCCUUCUUGCCUGAUAUUGUUCUCACUCCCCUUUCUGAUGAGCUUUCAGACAUUGAUGAUGCUCAAAUUCUUCCACGUCCACCUCGAGUCAGACAUUUUUCACAGAGUGAGGAUGCUCCAAGUGAAGUUUUUGGUGCAUUAAAUGAGGAACAGCCCCUGCCACGAAGCAGCAGCACCUCUGACAUCCUGGAACCAUUCGCAGUUGAACGAGCCAAAGCUAAUAGAGAGGACAUGAGUCAAAAGCUGAACCCUAUUGAUAGUGAUAUUGGCAGUAGCAAUGCAAAUGUUCCUGACCUCAUGGAUGAAUUUAUAGCUGAGAGACUCCGCAGUGGUAGUGCACUGAACGUGACAAGAAGAGGAAGCAGUCCUGGCAGCCUGGAAGUUCCUAAAGACCUUCCUGAUAUAUUGAACAAACAGAACCAAAUGCGCCCUAUAGAUGACCCAGGCGUGCCUUCGGAAUGGACGUCGCCUGCCAGCGCGGGCAGCAGUGACCUCAUCAGCUCCGACAGCCACUCCGACUCCUUCAGUGCCUUCCAGUACGACGGCCGCAAAUUCGAAAAUUUCAACUUUGGCACUGAGGCAGGGACACCAGCUUCCACUGACGUUGAUGCAAUUUCUGGACAGCAACAGAGUGCCGAGGAGCAAGAAGUGGCCAGUCUAACUACACUCCAUAUAGACUCGGAAACAAGUAGUCUCAAUCAGCAACCAUUGUCUGCUGAAGCUGCAACUAUUACUGGCUCUGAAAGUGCUUCUCCAAUCCAAUCUGCUCUUGGAUCCCGAUCACAGACACCCUCUCCUGCUACUCUUCAUGCAGAUCAUAUUGAGCAGAAGGAUCUGCAGCUGGAUGAGAAGCUUCACCACUCUGUUUUACAGACGCCAGAUGACCUAGAAACUAGUGAAUUCCCCUCAGAAUGCUGCAGUGUGAUGGCUGGGGGAACACUUACAGGGUGGCAUGCAGAUGUUGCUACUGUGAUGUGGAGGCGAAUGCUAGGAAUUUUGGGAGAUGUCAACAGCAUCAUGGAUCCAGAGAUUCAUGCCCAAGUUUUUGAUUACCUGUGUGAACUGUGGCAGAAUCUGGCCAAGAUUAGAGACAAUCUUGGUAUUUCAACAGAUAACCUAACUUCACCAUCUCCACCAGUUUUAAUUCCACCACUGAGAAUUCUAACACCAUGGCUGUUCAAGGCAACAAUGCUGACUGAUAAAUACAAACAAGGAAAGCUACAUGCUUAUAAACUCAUUUGUAAGACAAUGAAACGAAGACAAGAUGUUUCUCCAAACAGGGAUUUUUUAACUCAUUUCUACAAUAUAAUGCACUGUGGACUUCUUCAUGUUGAUCAAGAUAUUGUCAACACAAUCAUCAAGCACUGUUCUCCUCAGUUUUUUUCACUUGGUUUGCCUGGUGCCACCAUGCUUAUUAUGGAUUUCAUUGUAGCAGCAGGAAGAGUAGCUGCUUCUUCUUUCCUCAAUGCACCAAGAGUUGAAGCACAAGUUCUUUUAGGAUCUCUAGUCUGUUUUCCCAAUUUAUAUCAUGAACUUCCAGCUCUUCAUCCAAACAUUCCUGAUAUUGCUGUGUCUCAGUUUACAGAUGUUAAGGAACUCAUAAUUAAAACUGUGUUAAGUUCAGCAAGAGAGGAACCUUCAGGUCCUGCACGGUGUGUUGCUCUUUGCAGCCUUGGUAUUUGGAUCUGUGAGGAGCUAGUUCAUGAAUCGCAUCAUCCUCAGAUCAAGGAAGCACUGAAUGUGAUUUGUGUUUCUUUAAAG